UCUUUCUUAGCUAGUCACCGGCCCCGGCCCAAGAAUCCCUGUGUGUGUGUGUGGCCUCUGCAGAGAGGUGUUUCUCCCGGAAUCCCGAGGGUCCAUCGGAGCUUCCGAGAACUGGGGAGAAGCCAUCCCAGCCAUGACCCGCUGCGGGAAUCUGCCGGGGGGCAAGUGGCCCGGAGUCCUCAUGCCCCUCUGGCUUCUCCGGAGGGAGAGGUGAACCCUGGGCAGCCCGCCCACAGCCAGAGGUGCCGGGAGCCCUGGGCCUGUCAUGGUGGCCGUUCGCAGCCAGCCUGAGGCACUCCCAGACAGGUUUGCAGCUGAGCUUGUUUAUCUGGUGUGGGAAGAAGAUGGGGAGUUACUUGUCCGUCCCGGCUUACUUCACCUCCAGAGACCCCUUUCGGUGUUCAGAAUGCCAGGAUUCCCUCACCAACUGGUACUAUGAGAAGGAUGGGAAGCUUUACUGCCACAAGGACUACUGGGGGAAGUUUGGGGAGUUCUGCCAUGGGUGCUCUCUGCUGAUGACAGGGCCUGUCAUGGUGGCCGGGGAGUUCAAGUACCACCCAGAGUGCUUUGCCUGUAUGAGCUGCAAGGUGAUCAUUGAAGAUGGUGAUGCAUAUGCCCUGGUGCAGCACUCCACCCUCUACUGUGGGAAGUGCCAUAAUGAGGUGGUGUUGGCACCCAUGUUUGAGAGGCUCUCCACGGAGUCUGUUCAGGACCAGCUGCCCUACUCCGUCACACACAUCUCCAUGCCAGCCACCACCGAGGGCAGACGGGGCUUCUCCGUGUCCGUGGAAAGUGCCUGCUCCAACUAUGCCACAACUGUGCAAGUAAAAGAGGUCAACCGGAUGCACAUCAGUCCCAGCAACCGCAACGCCAUCCACCCUGGGGAUCGCAUCCUGGAGAUCAAUGGGAUCCCCGUCCGCACACUCCGAGUGGAAGAGGUAGAGGAUGCAAUUAACCAGACAAGCCAGACGCUUCAGCUCUUGAUUGAACAUGAUCCUGUCUCCCAGCGCCUGGACCAGCUGCGGCUGGAUGCACGACUCUCCCCCCACAUGCAGAAUGCCGGACACUCCCAUACCCUCAGCACCCUGGACACCAAGGAGAAUCUGGAAGGCACACUAAGGAGACGCUCCCUGAGGCGCAGUAACAGCAUCUCCAAGUCUCCUGGCCCCAGCUCCCCAAAGGAGCCCCUGCUCUUUAGUCGUGACAUCAGCCGCUCAGAAUCGCUCCGCUGUUCCAGUAGCAAUUCACAGCAGAUCUUCCGGCCAUGUGACCUGAUCCACGGGGAGGUCCUGGGGAAGGGCUUCUUUGGGCAGGCCAUCAAGGUAACACACAAAGCCACUGGCAAAGUGAUGGUCAUGAAGGAGUUAAUUCGGUGUGAUGAGGAAACACAGAAGACUUUUCUGACUGAGGUGAAGGUGAUGCGCAGCCUGGACCACCCCAAUGUGCUCAAGUUCAUUGGUGUGCUAUACAAAGACAAGAAGCUGAACCUGUUGACAGAGUACAUUGAGGGGGGCACGCUGAAGGACUUUCUGCGCAGUGUGGACCCGUUUCCCUGGCAGCAGAAGGUGAGAUUUGCCAAAGGCAUCGCCUCUGGAAUGGCCUAUUUGCACUCCAUGUGCAUCAUCCACCGGGAUCUGAACUCACACAACUGCCUUAUCAAGCUGGACAAGACUGUGGUGGUGGCAGACUUUGGGCUGUCACGGCUUAUAGUUGAGGAGAGGAAAAAGCCCCCAGUGGAGAAGGCUACCACCAAGAAACGCACCUUGCGUAAGAAUGACCGCAAGAAGCGCUAUACAGUGGUGGGAAACCCCUACUGGAUGGCCCCUGAGAUGCUGAACGGAAAGAGCUACGAUGAGACAGUGGAUGUCUUCUCUUUUGGGAUCGUUCUCUGCGAGAUCAUCGGGCAGGUGUAUGCAGAUCCUGACUGCCUGCCCCGAACACUGGACUUUGGCCUCAACGUGAAGCUUUUCUGGGAGAAGUUUGUCCCCACAGACUGCCCCCCAGCCUUCUUCCCCCUGGCAGCCAUCUGCUGCAAACUGGAGCCCGAGAGCAGACCAGCAUUCUCAAAACUGGAGGACUCCUUUGAGGCUCUCUCUCUGUACCUGGGGGAGCUGGGCAUCCCACUGCCUGCAGAGCUGGAAGAGCUGGACCACAAUGUGAGCAUGCAGUACGGCCUGACCCGGGACUCACCCCCCUAGCCCUGGCCCAGCCCCCUGCGGGGGGGCGUUCUGCAUCCACCAUUGCCCCCUCUGCGCCCCAUCCCUGCUGUGGGCAGGGCCGUCCGGGCUUCCUGUGGAUUGGCAGCUUGUUUAGAAACAGAACAAGCCAUCCCUACUACCUCCCCAGGAGGCGAGCGGGCGCAGCACCAGGGAAACACAUCAAGGUUUGGGGGUCUGGUUACUGUCUGUAGAUCCAACACUCGCCUGAAAGCUGUGAAGAAAAAAAA
This is a messenger RNA of Odobenus rosmarus divergens (Pacific walrus), 2446 nucleotides long. RefSeq names its product LIM domain kinase 2 (gene LIMK2). Gene Ontology annotation, cellular component: cytoplasm; nucleus. Gene Ontology annotation, molecular function: ATP binding; protein serine/threonine kinase activity; protein binding. The transcript is spliced from 15 exons. Bases 345 to 2198 code for a protein of 617 amino acids. The record is from RefSeq and is a predicted model, not a curated record. NCBI's taxonomy places the organism in Eukaryota, Metazoa, Chordata, Mammalia, Carnivora, Odobenidae. Gene Ontology annotation, biological process: actin cytoskeleton organization; protein phosphorylation.